Molecule: messenger RNA, 1140 nt
Organism: Rubroshorea leprosula
Lineage: Eukaryota; Viridiplantae; Streptophyta; Magnoliopsida; Malvales; Dipterocarpaceae
Source: the annotation of a GenBank genome assembly
AAGUUCCUUUCUUGUAGUUUCUAGGUUGAACUGAGUACUAAACUGAAGCGCGAACUGCCGCCUUCCGGAGUAAGGAGCAAGAUGAGCAGCCGGCGGGGUCCGCCGAAGCACCAAAACCGCUACGCCUGGAAGUCAAACUCCGGCAAAAAGAUCAACGAGACGGAAGUAGGAGGAAAGUUCAAGCCGUACUCGGAGAUCACCGGAGUCUGCCAUCGCUGCAGAGAACAGAUCGACUGGAAGCGCCGUUACGGAAAAUACAAGCCCCUCACCGAGCCUGCCAAAUGUCAGCAAUGCUCGAAGCGUAAUGUUCGUCAGGCUUAUCACAAUCUAUGUUCUGGCUGUGCUAAGGAACAAAAUGUAUGUGCAAAGUGUCGUUGUUGUGUGGAUCAGAUAAUUGGAAGGGACUCUGCUGAAGUAGAGGCUGAGCAGAAAAUGCUUGAGGAGGCAAUCAAAAAUGCUCGAGAGAGGGACAGGAGAACUUUGUUAAGAGCUAUGAACAAAGAUAAAUCUAAAAGUUCAGGAAAAGUCACAACCAACAAAGAGAAUGGUCGGGUGGGUGAGUUGUUCCCUGAGACAUCCCUUGAAGAAUAUGCUAAGCAAAAUAUAAAAGAACAUCAUGUCAAUCAUGAUGACGAAAAUGAUGAUCAUUGUGAUGACAAUUAUGAUCGUGAUUAUGAUAGUGAAGCAACCUAUAAUGAAGAUCUUGAGGAUGGUGAAAAUAAUGAAGAUGAACAAAUUUUGAACUAAGAUGGAUGGGAUAUAAUAUAAUAUUAUAUUCUAAGGGAUAACAGAGUCUCUUUUUUGCGGCAAUGAAGAUGAUGAUCGUUUCAGUUCAGUCCAAGCCUAAUGCAAUGAACUCUUGCUUCCUCUCGUUAAUUAUACUUGGGGAAGAGAUCUAGGAGUCUAGAUCACCAUCACAAACUCCUUUUUUCUAAGUUUUCUUUCCUGGAUCUACUUGUAAUCCUCCAUCUCUCACAUAAAUUGAGUACGUCCGGGUCAUGUGAUUCGCCUCUUUUGUUUCAAGAAGUUUCAAUUCACUUAUUUUUGUCAGAUUUUUUAUUUCUGAAAAACAGCCUUCCUGUAACCUUGCUGGUGACAGUUCUCUCUUGCUGUUACUGAUUAUAAAUGUUAAAUUCCCUC